AUGUCUCUCGCCAACAGUACCAUCACGACAGCAACAACAGCAUCUACUGCAGCAUCUGACAAGCGCCUCUCCUCUUCCAUCAACAAUGAUGCUCGAGAAAAGAUGUUGUUCAAGCGACAACAAUUACUACAAACCUAUUACGAUAACUUGCAAAAUCAAGUCAAGCAAUCUCAACAAGAACUGGCGCAGGCAUCUCAACAAAGACGCCAUUGUGAGAUGGAGUUGGAUAAAGCCAAGCAGCGUAACGAUGAGCUCAAGGUCAACUUAAAAGAGAUGCAAAAUACACUGUACGAGACGACCAAACCCAUCCGAGUGACCGACGAUGAUUUCUCCACCAUCAUUGCAACACUAGGUAAAUUUUCGGGCAAAGUCAACAAUUUCUCGCCCAACGCCAAGAGCGCCUUCAAAUGCAUGCAGAAUCCAGGUCAAGCCAAGCUUUUCUUUUGUGGAUUGUUUGAGCAAGAUGCAGCACAAAUUGCAGCACUCUUUGAUAAAGCAAUCCAAUCCAAUGCAGACAAGACGGAUUACAUGCUGGUCUCUGUAUUGAUUGAACGAUACCUUACAGAAAAGAUUGUAGCAAGUGUACUCAAGACAGGCAUCCAUAUGGACCAGGCUACCAAUGAGUCCUUUGGUCGUAUCCAUCGUCUAUUCGUUGAUACCAAGCAUACGGCAUGGGCUAAGGAUUUAAGGCUAAAAACGGCAAAGGCAACUGCAGAACUGAUUCAACGAAAAGAUCCUCAGAUCAUGGCUACCAUUGAACAAGCAAAGACAUCGAUCAUCAAGGAGAUUGCAGCCACAUUAACACCACUGUAUGAAAUGACACCAGAUAUCAUACAGCGUAUCGAGAAAUUGGUCGACAUGGCAUCGGAUCUAUGCUUGCCAAUCAAUGGACAGGACGAUGUGCUUCUUAUACACACAUUACGCACAAAUGACAAGGUGAUCCCCAAUCAAGUCAAACAUGUCUAUCGUCAUGUGGGUGAAGAAAAGCCGGGCCAGGAAAAGAUCUACCUGAGUAUUGCGCCUGUGUUUUUGGCGAAAAGCACAGUCGAGGCGGAUGAUGAGAUGUUGACAGACAGUUAUAUAGACAACUACACACUUGUCUACCCUGGAAGAGCCAUCUGGUGA
Mucor velutinosus is the source of this 1125-nucleotide messenger RNA. It is a transcript of the gene SSE1, whose product is annotated as adenyl-nucleotide exchange factor sse1. The transcript has a single exon. The record is from RefSeq and is a predicted model, not a curated record. Lineage: Eukaryota; Fungi; Mucoromycota; Mucoromycetes; Mucorales; Mucoraceae. Bases 1 to 1125 code for a protein of 374 amino acids.